AUGCCAGCUCGACGCGACUCGGACGGCCUGCCCGACAUCUACGAGUCCAUGAAGCACAUCUUCACCGACGCCCUCACCAACGAGCGCUCCCACACACGCAACUCCGCCGCCCUCUUCGCCCUCCACCGCGCCGUCGUGUGCCGCGGGAUCCAGACGGACUGCGGCGCGAAGGAGGGGGGCUAUGAGUUCAUGGAGUGCUUCCUGUACUUCCUCGGCCAGUGCCUGCAUAUGAAGGCAGCGCGUCCGGCCGACUUUGGCCUGCGCUUCGUCGCGGCGUAUAUCGAGUAUCUGAACGAUUCUGUGGGCCAGGUCGGCCAUGAUUACCUCCAGUUCUACCCCCAGGAUCGCGGCGAGCCUGGUCCCUCCUCGUCAGUCCCCGGUUCCUCUUCCUCGUCAACCCCCGGUCCCUCCUCCACCACCCCAUCCCCCACGCACGACCCCGCCCCCUGGUUCACCGGCCGCGUCCUCAAAGCCCUCCGGCACGCCCUCGCCGCGCCCACCAAGCAGAUCCGCCGCCGCGCCAUCGACACUGUGUCCCGCAUGUUCGGCACCCUCGGCGCGAUCGACGCGCGCGUAGUCGACAAGGUGAGGGCAGAGGUGCGCGAAAGGCUGGCGGACAAAGACAGGGUCGUCCGCGCGCGCGCCGCGGCCCUCCUCUACAAGCACAUGGCCGCUGAGGGCGAGGCGCGCUUGAUCGACGCCGAGGACGGAGGGCGCUUAAUCGACGCCGAGGACGAGGCGCUUUUGAUCGAGGCGAUGGCCUGCGAUCCUGCGGUCGACGUGCGGCUCGUGGUGGUGUCCUACAUCCCCAUCACGGAGAACACGGUCCCCCACCUUCUUCUGCGCUCUCGGGACGACGGGCGCGACGAGAAGUCUACUAGGAAGGGUGGGCAGGCAGACGCGCGCGUGCGUGUGGCAGUGUAUCGGAGGUUGAGGGAGAAUAUCGCCGUGGAGGGUGCACGGCGGGACGGCGCCGCGGGGGAUGCACGACCGAACGCCGCCGCGGAGGGUGCACGACCGAACGGCGCGAUCGUCGACAAACUCAACGGCACCGUCAUCGACAGGCUCCUCGCCUACGGCUUCGACGAUCGGAGCGAGGACGUGCAGCGGGCGGUGGCAAAGCUCGUCGCGUGCUCACGCGUCUCGGCCUCUCGUCGAGGAAGUCGUACCUGCGCGUCGUGGAAGUGUUCCUCGUCGCGCGUCGUAAAGGACUUCCUCUCCGCGCGUCCGAGCUGUGCGAGAGGCUGGGUGCAAGUGAUACUCUACUCUUUGUAG
Molecule: messenger RNA, 1275 nt
Organism: Schizophyllum commune H4-8
Lineage: Eukaryota; Fungi; Basidiomycota; Agaricomycetes; Agaricales; Schizophyllaceae
Exons: 3
Coding region: 1-1275 (424 amino acids)
Biological process (GO): mitotic chromosome condensation
Cellular component (GO): condensed chromosome; condensin complex
Source: RefSeq, a predicted model, not a curated record